UCUGCCGAAAUUCUGGUAAGAAAAUGUAGUGAGUUAACACAAAUUGUCUCCAGGAAAGGAGUAAGUCCACUACUGGUGUCUGUCAGGCGGUCUCUUUAUAAGGACAUGAUUUGGUACCUUGCUUUGGUAACAAGACUUGAGCUUAAUAGCCCUACCUGUCCCUUCACUGGGACUCUAUCCACCGAGCUCUUUUGUAAUCUCAUUUAUUCAGGUUUUAAUGAUAUAACCUUAUAUCUACUUCGGCAGUCCGAUGGCCACAUUAGAUAUCCUUCAGGCGAGUUGAAGGGCCGUAUGCUGCAUUGGUUGUCAACGGGGCCUUGGAACGUCGUUAUUAACAAAAACAGCCUUACUUUUAUUGAAAGAUGGUUAUAUAAAUUUAUUCAUGUGGAAAUCGGAAUACCGCCCCAUUCACUUAGAAACAAGGAAGGCGUCCCAGCAUUGACUCCCCCGGAACCAUCAAGGAGCUACUUAUCUCAAGAGUUUGUAUUUCUUGAGGAAAAUUUGUUAUAA
Mangifera indica (mango) is the source of this 510-nucleotide messenger RNA. RefSeq lists its product as uncharacterized. The coding region runs from base 106 to 510 and encodes 134 amino acids. The record is from RefSeq and is a predicted model, not a curated record. The transcript has 4 exons. Lineage: Eukaryota; Viridiplantae; Streptophyta; Magnoliopsida; Sapindales; Anacardiaceae.